This is a messenger RNA of Megalobrama amblycephala (Wuchang bream), 7156 nucleotides long. RefSeq names its product interferon-induced very large GTPase 1-like. Gene Ontology annotation, molecular function: GTP binding. Lineage: Eukaryota; Metazoa; Chordata; Actinopteri; Cypriniformes; Xenocyprididae. The record is from RefSeq and is a predicted model, not a curated record. Bases 1 to 7056 code for a protein of 2351 amino acids. The transcript has 5 exons.
AUGGCGGUAUUUCUUGCAUUGAAACACUGCCUCCCAGACCUGAGGGACCAUCACGUGUUGGUCCACACGGACAACACGACAGUGGUCUCAUAUAUCAACCAUCAGGGGGGUCUGCGGUCUCGCCGAUUUUGCAACUUGGCCCGUCAGAUCCUCCUAUGCCCUGUCGAGGCAGGGGCCGAGGCCCGGGGAGUGAAGAAUCCACACCGAGGUGGUGGAGCUCAUCUGGAAAAACUUCGGUCAAGCGGAAGUCGACCUAUUUGCUUCGGGAGAUUCAACCCAGUGUCCACUGUGAUACUCCCUAACGCACCCAGCACCUCUGGGUCUGGAUGCCAUGCUACAGACGUGGCCGAGGCUGGAAAAAGUAUGCCAGGAAGGGGUCAGACUAAUACUGGUGGCCCCGUACUGGCCGACCAGGAUAUGUCAUCUAUCAGCUUUGUGCUUCAGUUCCUCCAAGAAAAGUUCUCGGAGGGGUUAUCUCCUUCAACACUGGUUUAUAUAGCAGCCAUUUCGGCCUAUCGUGUUCCUGUAGGGGGUUCCUCAGUGGGUCGAGACCCCCUUGUCAUGCGCUUCCUUCGUGGCACACUGAGGCUGAGGCCUGCAAUGCGUACAAGAACUCCAGCCUGGGACUUGGCUAUAGUGUUAGCGGGGCUAGCUGAGGAUCCCUUCGAACCACUUGAAGAGGUAUCAGAAAAAUUCCUCACUCUGAAAAUGAUAUUUCUUCUGGCAAUCUCAUCUCUUAAAAGGAUAGGAGAUUUACAAGCACUGUCGGUUGCUCCUUCGUAUCUGGAAUUUGCGCCUGGUAUGGUUAAGGCUUUCCUGCACACUAGACCUGGCUACGUGCUGAAGGUCCCCACCAACAUCCCGGGUCCUAUUGUACUCCAGGCUUUCUGUCCUCCUCCUUUUGUAGAUCUGGAUCAUGAGAAACACAAUCUGCUUUGCCCCGUUAGGGCUUUAGAUACAUAUGUCCACAGAGCUGCCCUGUGGCAGAAAACAGACCAGAUGUUUGCGUUUCAUGCUCGCGCUCGAGAGUCGUUAGGAGAAGCUCCAGAGGGUAAACAGUCUGUCUCUAAUGUACCAGUUGCGGCAUUAAUUUGUGAUGCUGCUCUUGAUAGUGAAGAUGAUGGAAUAAUUGUUAGACACACGUACCAACAGUGCGCUAGGUUUAAGAAUUCUGAGGUUUUAGCCGACUUAGAUUCUCACUUACGUCAUUUAACUGCUCCUCAGAGACAUGAUAUUGAAGAGUUGAUUGCUACUUUUCAUUCACUUUUUCAUGAUGUUCCCUCACGUACCACUGUUCUUAGGCAUGACAUCGAUGUCGGUGAUGCUGUCCCUGUGAAGCAGCAUGCACAUCGAGUGAAUGCUUUGAAGCAUUCUGUGAUGAGAGCCGAGGUGGAGUAUUUGUUGGAAAAUGGGCUGGCGAAACCAAGUUGCAGUCCGUGGAGCUCUCCAUGUCUGCUCGUCACUAAGAGUGAUGGCUCUGCCAGAUUCUGUACAGACUAUCGAAAAGUAAAUGCACUGACUGUUCCCAAUUGUUUUCCGUUAACGCACAUGGAGGACUGCGUGGAUACACUUGGCCCAGCGAAAUUUGUCAGUAAACUGGAUUUGUUAAAAGGUUACUGGCAAGUGCCACUAACAGACCACGCUUCGAACAUUUCUGCGUUUGUAACCCCAGAUAACUUCAUGCAAUAUUGUGUAAUGGCAUUCGGCAUGCGCAACGCACCGGCCACAUUUCAGAGGCUUAUUAAUCUUGUACUUACAGGAGUUUCUAACUGUAAUGCUUAUUUGGACGAUCUUGUAAUUUAUUCUACUGAUUGGGCAGAGCACGUUUCGACCCUUCGUGAGGUGUUCACACGGCUCAAGAAUGCUUCUUUAACGUUGGACCUUGCCAAAUGUAAUUUUGGUCAAGCCACAAUCACAUAUUUGGGCAGAGAAGUGGGUCAAGGGCAAGUGAGACCCAUCGAAGCGAAGGUAAGCGCUAUUGUAGAGUUUCCGGUUCCUCUCUCGCAGAAAGAACUGCGCAGGUUCUUGGGGAUGUCUGGUUAUUACCGGAAUUUUUGUAAGAACUUCUCUACAGUUGUUAGCCCACUGACGUCACUCAUCAGUCCUCUGCGUGCAUUUGUGUGGUCUGAUGAAUGUCAGAAUGCUUUCGAUAGCGUCAAAGCUUUGUCAUGUAAUGCUCCUGUUCUUGCAGCCCCGGUAUAUGAAAAAGCUUUCAAAUUGGAGGUUGACGCAAGCUCUGUUGGCGCGGGCGCUGUGGUUAUUCAAGAAGAUACCUGCGGAAUUGACCAUCCUGGACAAAUCAUGGACUCUGUAACAACAGGAGUCUCUCCAGGUCAAUACCUACAAAAUGAAGAGCCUGAAAAACUGAAACAUCUUUUUCACAGACUUCAUCUUGAAGGCAAGCACUACAAUAAACUGAGAACUGCAGAUGUUCUUCAGAUAACUGAACACUCAGUACAUUCCCAUGAGUCUUGUGCUGAGGAGUGGCUUGUUCAGACUUUUCUUCAAAAACUAUUGAUGAUGAACUACAGAGCCAGAUACAUUAAAGUUACAUAUAAAAAUGAACAGGAUCAGAUACAACAAAAACACAGUGAAUCAGCUGAAGACGACAGUGAUAUUUUUGAUGAAAUUUUUGAAAACAAAGCUUUCUCUAUCAAAGGAACAAGUCAUUCUGAGCGAAUACACCCGAUGGAUGUUCAGAUGGCCGUGUUUCAUUGUGCUGAUGGUUUCCUGAAGCAGCUGAUGGUCACUAAACUGUCCCAGUGUCAGUACGCUCUGCCUCUGCUUGUUCCUGAUCCAUUCACACGACAGAUUGAGUUUCCUCUCUGGACAUUCAGACAAAUCCACAAGAGCUGGAAGAUCAGAAACACCAACAAUGAGAUCAUCAGUCAAACCCAGCCGAUCUACAAGGCACAAACUCCAAUGGUGUUUUUCUUCAGGUUUGGCUCUGCGUCUUCUUCCAAAUCUGAGCUGAUGAACAGUGUGAUCAAUGAGAGACACAACACGUUCUUCCACAGGAACUGCCCAGGCAGCAGCAGAACCAGAGUCCUGAUGGAUGGAGUGGUGGAGAUCGCCUGGUUCUGCCCCUCUGGGAAAGACACAGAUAAAUUCAGUGAUUGUGUUUCGUUCUGUAAUCUACAUGGUGAUGCAGGAGACCAUGAGAAACAGCUGCAGAUCCUCACUGAAAUGAGCUCAGUCAAUGUUGUUCUUCUACCCAGACUUCAGAGGAAUGACAAAAGUAUGAUAAAAAUUACACAACUCUACAAGACCUCAAAACCACUCAUUUGUCUUCUUACUGAGGAUGAUUUAACCAUUGUUAAGACAAAGAAAGGGAAAUUCAGCAUCGGCCUGAAAGACAGGAAUCAGUCAGAUGUAUCUGAAGAACUCAGAAGAGCAAUAAAUGAUUGUCUCUCAGGAUCAUCUUCCACUUUCAGACUUGAAGAUGUGUCCAAACACUCAGACAUCAGAGUAGAUGAGGAAAAUGAUGAAGACUGCAGGAGAGGAAGAGCAGCAGCACAGCAGAUGAUGAGUUUACUGAAGAAGAAAGAUCUGACAGAAAUCAAAGAAUCAGUUCUGCCUCAUCAGGGGAAACUGUGGCAUCAGUGGAGUCAGAAGAACAAAGAACUACAUCGACCUCAAGGAGAUGAGAUAGAAAAGAAAAUUAGUGAAAAACAGACAGAAAUGAAAACAAUCCGCCAACAGCAGCAUGAAUCUGACAUCAGUGAGUUCAUGAAGGUCUUUAUUAAACAAAUUAACUCGCAUGCUGCCACAAAGAUGUUUUUUCUCAAAUGGCUCAGAAUCCUCCUGGAUGAACAUACAUCAGCUGAUCUUUCUGCUCUACAUCACAAGUAUAAUGAAAAGUGGUCAACAGUCUUAAAACUGAAAGAGAAUCAUGAUGAAUCUGAGCAACUCAAAGCUGAACAAACUGAACUUGAGAGAAUAUCUGAGGAUCUUCAAGCUGCAACCUUUGGUCUGGAGCACAUCAUGAGGGAGAUCGGUCAGAUCUAUGAAUCAUGUUCAUCUGUGAAGAAGAACAAGAAAGACCUGCAGGUUCACUUCUCUUCUCUCCCGAGUCUUGCAGCAGAGAUGAUGAUCUCUGGAUUUCCACUGGAGCUGAUGGAUGGAGAUGCUGCUCAUGUUCCUGUGAUCUGGAUCUCUGCUGUUCUCGAUCAACUCAUUCAGAAACUGGGAGACCAGAGACUCUUUGUGCUGUCAGUUUUAGGGUUUCAGAGCUCUGGGAAAUCCACCAUGCUGAAUGCCAUGUUUGGACUCGAGUUUGCCGUCAGUGCUGGCAGGUGCACCAGAGGAGCUUUCAUGCAGCUGGUCAGAGUGUCAGACGAGAUGAAAACACAGAUGAACUUUGACUAUAUUCUGGUUGUUGAUACUGAGGGUCUUCAUGCUCUAGAACUGGCUGGAAGAUCAACAAGACAUCAUGACAAUGAAUUGGCCACAUUUGUUGUUGGUCUUGGAAAUCUGACAUUGAUCAACAUCUUUGGAGAAAACCCUUCUGAGAUGCAGGACACCCUUCAGAUUGUUGUUCAGGCAUUCAUGAGGAUGAAGAAGGUCAGACUGAAUCCCAGCUGUGUGUUUGUGCAUCAGAACGUUUCAGACGUCACAGCUGGAGAGAAAAACAUGGAGGGAAGGAGACGAGUGCAGGAGACACUGGAUGAGAUGACAAAACUCGCAGCUAAAGAGGAAGUCUGUGAUGCAGAAUGUUUCAGUGAUGUCAUUAGAUUUGAUGUUCAGAAAGAUGUGAAGUAUUUCACUCAGUUCUGGGAGGGCAGCCCACCCAUGGCACCACCAAACCCAAACUACUGUGAUAAUAUCCAAGAACUGAAGGAAACUAUUGUUAAUCGUUCCUUAAAAUCACAUGGAAUAAUGCUGAUAGACUUAAAAGUUCGUAUUAAAGAUCUCUGGGAGGCUUUACUGAAUGAACGAUUCGUCUUUAGCUUCAGAAAUUCUCUGGAGAUUUCAGCCUACAGGAAACUGGAGACUGAAUACAGCAAGUGGUCCUGGAGUCUUCGCAGUGCCAUGAUGGAAACUGAGAACAAACUACUCAACAAAAUAGAGAAUGAAUCAAUUCAUAAGGUUGAGGAAACUGAUAUUGUUAUAGAACUGAAGAAGUCAAGUGAAGAAGUUGAAAAAUCAAUGUCAGAAUUCUUUGAGAAAGACACAUAUGCAAAUAUACUGAUUCAGUGGGAAACAUCAUUUGGAAUUAAAAUCAAAGAGCUUCAAGAUAAAAUUCUGAAAGAAACACAGAAUAAAUUUAAUGAAAUCAUCCCACAACGAGACCUGAAGACAAAAAUUGAUGCACAUAGAACACAUCAUGAAAACACUCUCUAUGAGAAGAGCAAAGAACUCGCCUUAAAACUCAGAGACAAAAAAAAUGAUGAAGAAACACUGAAGAAAGAGUUUGAUUUGUUUUGGAAACAGAGUGUGAAGAAGAUCAUGACAGACACUCCUGCAAUCAGAGACAUUGAUGUAAUGAGAGAUGUGAGAGAGAUCCUCAGUGAAAUUGUUCCUGUAGAUCACUGCAUGAGGAGCAGAGAUAUAUUCACUGUGUCGAGUUAUUCAGAUUAUAUACAGUUAAAGAAAUCUAGUGGAAUUACAUCAGCUAUUAAAAAUGCUUACAGAUCAAUUAAAGUGAAGUUUGGUUACAUUCUAUCAAGAGAGGAUGAAGCCCAAAUCAGAUCAUUAGUCACAGAUGUUGCUCAGCAGACAGACAGAAUGAUUCAGUCAUUUAACCUCUCAAAGAUGGGCUACAACAUCAGCUGCAUUCAACAACUCACAGAUUACAUCAAGAAGAAAGUAACAGAACAAGAGACAAGACCAGUGAACUAUGAGUUCAAGAAUGAAUUCCUCACAGAUUUGGUUCUUUCCAUCUGUAAGAGAGCAAACAAGAUGAUCACUGACCAACACAGACUGUUCAGAGAAGCCAAUGAUCCUGUAAUAUAUGUUGAGAAGAAGAGAGAAGAGUACUAUAGUAUUUUCCAGAAAUACUGUCAUGGAGAAACAUCAGCUGCUGUUUUUGGUGCAAUCAUCUGUCAGAAACUGAAAGAGUCCAUUGAGCAGAGUGUCUACAAGAAGAUCGCCAGAGAUUUAGCGAAUGAAAUGAGAUCAAACUGUGAAUCACUGAAUGGAAACAGAUCAAAUCUGGAGAAACACAUCCUGAAGACACUGGCAGAAGAGGAGGAUUUUGACAAAUACAUGGACUACAUUCAUAAUCCCAGAGAUCACUUCAAGAGUUUCAUCAGAGAUGAAGUCAGUCGGUACAUCACUGAUAAGUUCAGUGUCAGUGUUUUACCCAAGAUGAAGGAGAACAUUGAACUCCUGCAGCAGAAGAUCAUGAAAGCAGCACAUAAAUCUACUGAACAUGUUCAAGAGAACAGAGGAGAUGUGUAUUUGUGGUUGAAAAUUUUCACACAACAGAUCUCAGAUGUGCUGAUCUUCUCUGAAAAAGACCUCAGAGGAGUGAAACACGAUGGUGUUAAUGUGAAACUCAUUGAAGAAGUGAUAAUAAAAGGACUUGAUGCAAUUACGUCUGAUAUAAGCAUUCAUUUCAAUGACUUUCUGUGGAAGCUGGACUAUAAAGACAGACCAGAUGAGCUUCUGAUUGAUCACUUCUGUCAGUGCUGUUGGGUUCAGUGUCCAUUCUGUAAAGCCACCUGCACCAACACCAUAGAAAACCAUGAUGAAGACCACAGUGUUGCUUUCCACCGUGUUAAUGGAAUAAACGGGUUCUAUUAUGAAGGAACACAUAAUCUUUGUACAGAGUUUUGCUCAACUGCAGUGACAAGUGAUAAAUCUUUUAAAUCAUCAGGUCAAUGGUUUCCAUUUAAGGACUACAGAAGAGCAGGAGGAGUUUAUGCAAACUGGAGCAUCACUCCUGAUCUCUCAGAUUUAUCAUACUGGAAGUGGUUUGUGUGCAGAUUCCAGAAAGAUCUGGAAAAGCAUUACAACAAUUUUUUUCUGGGGAAAGGUGAGAUCCCAGACUGUUGGAGACAAUUCACAAAACAGGAUGCAGUUGACAGUGUAGAUAGAUGCAACAACAACUAAGUUUCCAUGCACUUUUUGCACUAUUCUGUAAAUGUUUGUAAAAUGUGCUGUUUCUAGCCUGGCUUUUUACUAGCUGAUGUCUCUCUCUCUCUCUCUUUCC